CACAGACUCAUGGCCUCCUCCCAAGCUCCCUCUCUCCCACCUUCAUUCCACGCCCGUCAUGACCUUCCUGACGACUUUUCUGCGCUCGCAACUCUUCUUCACCCCAACCUACCCCACGGCCGACUUCUCGGACCAAGUCGUCAUCGUCACCGGCUCCAAUACCGGCCUUGGUCUCGAAGCCGUCAAGCACCUGGUCCGCCUCAAUGCCGCUCGCGUCAUCUUAGCCGUUCGUUCCGUCGAGAAAGGCGAGGCUGCAGUCGAACAUGUCAUUGCGACCACUCAAUGCUUGCCCACGCGCCUUGAGGUGUGGUAUCUCGACCUGGCAAACUACGCCUCUAUCCAGCGGUUUGGCGACCGCGUCCGUCAGCUCGAACGCCUCGAUGCCGUGGUGCAGAAUGCCGGCAUCCUAACCUUCAAGUGGGGGACUGCUGAGGGGCACGAAAUGCACAUAGCCACCAAUGUCAUUGGUGCAUCGCUGCUUGGCUUGGAAGUCCUUCCCAAGCUGCGCGAGAGUGCCGAAAAGUACCGUGCCAGAGGGCGUCUCUCUUUCGUGGGCAGCGAGCUCCAGUACAUCGCCAAGUUCUCCGAGAAGGAACUACCAGGCAGCAUUCUGGAUGCCUUGAACGACAAAGAACACGCCGACCUGGACGAUAGGUACAAAGUCUCCAAGCUGUUGCUGUUGUACGCCGUCCGCGCCAUUGCCCGGACCAGCCCUCUUACGCCCCAGUCGGACGUCGUCAUCAACUAUCUCACGCCUGGAUUGUGCAAGAGCGACAUCUUCCGCGACGAGGUACCAUGGUUCCAGGGCAUGGUGAUACAGUUGUCUGCUGUUUUCCUCGCCCGCACGACUGAAGUUGGCAGCCGCGCUCUCGUCCAUGCCAUUGCCCCGGACGUUGGCGCUGAGACGCAUGGUGCGUUCCUGGUGGACGGCAAAGUUGCUCCAAACGGAGCGAAUGUCGAAGGCCAGGCCAACAAAGAGCUGGAGGAGAAGUUUUGUAAAGAGUUGUUUGCGCGCUUGGAGCAGAUCAAACCUGGCGUCACGUCUGUUUGAUGGACAUUUUGCCGUAUGAAAGGAUGAGCGGUUUGGAGUGAGUGAAUCAUGUGCAAACGACUUGAUGAUAAGUAUGUGCAGAAUCGUAC
Messenger RNA from Aplosporella prunicola CBS 121167, 1140 nucleotides. RefSeq lists its product as uncharacterized. The record is from RefSeq and is a predicted model, not a curated record. Lineage: Eukaryota; Fungi; Ascomycota; Dothideomycetes; Botryosphaeriales; Aplosporellaceae. The transcript is spliced from 3 exons. Bases 59 to 1051 code for a protein of 330 amino acids.